UGAGAGAGCGGCGGAGAGACAGAGAGACAGAGAGAAGAGGGCGUUUACCACACCCACUGUACGCAGCGACCGACCACAGCGGACCCCACCUGGAGAUUGAUUGCUAUGGCAGGGAUGUUCUCGCUGUUUUUUACGUGACAAAAGGAUUUUCGGGUCACCAUAGAACACAGUGAAAAUGGUUUCCGACCCAGCUUUCGAGGCGGCUAAGAUCGGUGAUCUGGAAACUUUGAAGAAGCUCCCAGGUGUGACCGAAAGACUUGUCGAUGACAACGGAGCUGGUUGUUUACAUUUUGCCGCGAGGGGUGGAAGCCUUGUUGUAAUUGAGUACCUCAUCAAAACGUUAGCUUUCUCAGCAUUGAACAGAUCAAAAACAGGAGCGAGUGCUCUUCAUGAUGCAGCAGCUAGAGGCAACACAGCUGUCGUGAAGUGGCUUAUUGAGAACUCGGAAAUCAAAGUGAACGACCAGGAUGGAUCAGGUGUCACCCCGAUUCAUUUGGCGGCGAGAUACGGACAUUUCUUGACGGUAGAGUGGCUGUUAGAUGAAGCAGAUGCAGACAUCUCCGUGCGAAGUGCCAACGGCGCCCUCCCGCUCCACUUUGCCGUGUUUGGAGGAGACGUAAACUGUAUCAAGAUACUCAUAGACGAAAACCCCAGAUUAAUUAAUAUGCAAAUGAACAAUGGAAUCACGCCUCUGUACCUUGCUUGCCAGUCGGGAUUCCUUGAAGUUGCAAAAUUCCUGGUCAGUCGCAAUGCAGCGUCAAAAAUCAAAGCAUACGAUGGGAUGUCGUGUCUUCACGCAGCGGCCCAGUUGGGAUGUACGGACGUGGUGCAGUGGUUGGUGAAGGAGGAUGGCUCCAACCCCAACGACCGGGACUUUGACGGAGCCACUCCGCUGCACUAUGCGGCUAGUCGGGGCCACGCCCACCUGGUGUGCUGGAUGAUGCGGCACGGAGGGUUCAAGGUCACGCUGGACAACCUCGGGGGAAGUCCGCUCCACAACGCGGCAGAGCUCGGGGAGAUGCAGUCGGUGCAGGCCCUGCUAGAGUGUGGCUGUGACGUCGAUCUGUCUGACAACGCUGGACUGACGGCCGCAGAGCUCGCAGACGACUGUCACCAGACUCAGGCCGCCGCCCUCAUCCGUGGUCAGCUGUCCCCUCCUCCCUCCCCGCCCCCUCCGCCCCCGGAGCCAGACACUCUGAGGGCUGACUGUCUGCCGCCUUCCCCCCUGAGGAGGACACAGAGGUAGAUCAAAUCUUCACACGCGCCCACAACACCGCCUCCACCACCAACGCCCUCAACAGCAACAACAACAGCAGCAACAAUAACAGCACCAUCAGUAACGGCAUCGUUCGCGGCAGCAGUCACAACUACAACGGCUACAUCCACCAACACCACAGCAGCAACAUCUACAACAACAACAACGACCAAAAGAACUCAGUCCCCUACAACAACAACAACAACAACAACAACAGCAACAGCAACAGCAACAGCAACAACCGUAACAGCGGAUACACCCACACCGGACACCAGUACUACUCCAACACCACCACCACCACCAACAACAACAGCACCAACAACUACAACAGCACCAACAGCUUCUUCAAAUCAGCCCCUCUCCACUCCCCCUCUCCCCCACUCCCUCCCCCUCCCCUCGCUAUAUCCCCGGACGCCUCCAGUCCCUCCACGGUAGGCUCACCCAUCUCCCCGCCCACCCCGCUCCACGAAGCACCAGGGUUCGGAUCCCCGUACCACGAGGAGGCCCAGGAGACAGUGUCCCGGCUACACUCCGAGGUAGAGGGCUGGGCCCACGCGCCACGCUACAGCCAGGAUUUGGGAACCGAACCUUUGAUCCGACGCACUGUGUCCAGAAUAUCGGUGGAUUCGUCAGCGUCCAAUUUUGGAGUGUUUGAGGUGCAAGAAGGAGCGGUCCUUCAUACAGGUAGCCCCCAGACCACCACCGUCAGGCCGCUGUUGUCCAGCUCGGGCAAGUUGUCCACGCUACCGUCGUCGGAGGACAGAGCUGACUCCCCUCCCUUGCCGCCGCCCCCUCCUCCCAUCGCCUCCCCGGACCUCGAAUCGCUGGCCAGUGAGGUGUCGGGUUCCACGACUGUUUCCCCGCCCGCGACCGACGUCCAGUUUCCGUCAGACGUCACAACUAGAGGUGAAGGUCGCGCCAAUGAGAUCGUGAACCGAUCGCCGGUGUACCAGAGAGGGAGAGACCCAGGGAGGUACCCCCAGCAGCACCUGAAGGAGCUCAAGAGUGACACGCAGAACGCCUUCUCCAAAGCCAGGGCUUUGUUUGGCCAGGGAGACAAUCAGCCGCAGCACAGUCAGCCGCAGUACAGUCAGCCGCAGUACAGUCAGCCACAGCACAAGAUACGUCAACUGUUCUCCCUUCCUUCCCCCAGGUCACCGACUCAGAAAACUUACAACCGAGAGUGGAGCUCAUCUUCCACCAACUCACAACCCUUCAGCCCUGUGGAGAGCAAGCAUAACCUUAUCGCAGACAUCCAGUCUGCCGUGAGCGGUAACUCCUCUCUGUCUCUGCGACGUGCCAAGAGUCGGGGCGAAGGUGUCAGCAUGGUCUAUCAGUCCUCCAAGGCAGCCAAGAGAAACGGGGGAGAAACCACGCCGGUGUCGGAGAGCAAGCCGCUGACCGGAGAGUUUGACCCCAAGAACUUCCUGGACAAGGUGGAGAAGAUCGACUCGACGGGCCGGCCCAUUCCCGAGUGGCGGAGACAAGUGUUGGCCAAACACGCCGCGGAGAAGGCGCAGAAAGACUUUGAGGAGAACAAAGUGGUGGAGGACUACGAGGCCCGGUUCAAGGACAUGCCGGCCUGGAAGAGAGCGCUCAUCGAGAGGAGGGAGGCACAGGCCAAGGAGGAGGAGGCGAGACUGGGCAAGAAGUGACGGAGGAGUGAAGGAGAAGUGACGGACAAGUGACGGAGAAGUGACAGAGGAGUGACGGAGGAGUGACGGAGGAG
Messenger RNA from Aplysia californica (California sea hare), 2984 nucleotides. RefSeq names its product espin. Lineage: Eukaryota; Metazoa; Mollusca; Gastropoda; Aplysiida; Aplysiidae. The record is from RefSeq and is a predicted model, not a curated record. Gene Ontology annotation, molecular function: protein binding.